AUGUGUGAGAUAGAAAGAUCCAGAGAGAAAAGUAAAUUUAAGACUAACAUUGAUUCUAGUCCUUCAACAUCACUUCCAUUUAAUAAAGACAUAAAUGGAGGCUAUAAAACUGAUUGUUGGCCUAUAUGGAGUGGAAUAAUUAGUCAGUCUGAAAAGAGCAGUAACUUUAGUGGUCUUAUUCAACUAUUGGGCAGUACUCUUGAAAGUUCAGCUAGACAAGCUUAUCAUGAUUUAUUAGAUGCAGUUCGUUAUGGAAAUGAACAUCAGCUGAUUGAAAGUCUACAAGGGACAGGUUUAUUAAGUCUACGUCAAUUCUAUGAUAAAAUGCCGAAAAUCUCACCUACAUGGGAUGGUUUCGCUGCAAGUUUAGAUAUUUUAGAGCAUUUAUUGUGUAAAACUUUAAGAAUUAAACAAACACUGAUUACUGGACUGGUUGUAUUUAUUAAGCCGUUAAGUAAAAUCUAUCAGCAACGUGAGCGAUGUUACUUUCGACAGCCUUAUCAUGAUGCAUUGAAGAAAUGUAGAAAGAAGAUAAACACAUCAAAGAAGCAAGGUACAAUUAAUUCUUCGACAUCGCAAUUAUCAUUAUCCUAUCUUCAUUCAUUCGACUUCACAGUCAACAAAAUACAAAACAAGUUAGGCAGAUUGACACUGUUUAAGUAUGAACCAUGCUUUGAGACAUGGUUACGCAAUAUUGAAGUAAUGAUAACUGAUUACCCGUGUGUUUCAUCUAAUGAAUACGCUUUAUUUUUAUCAUAUAUUCGAAGCGUAAUGCCAGACUAUAAAAGUAUGAGUAUAAAUGAAUCAGUAAAUAGCGGUAUAAUUACCAAUAAACCUGUUAACACUGGAGUAGUUCAACCGAAAAUAAAUCGUAAAAAGCGUUUGCUAAUACUUCAAGGAUUUAACAACAAACGAACAAAUUGUGAUGAGGGAAAUGUCAGAAGUUUAGGUGAAAUUCAAGAAAAUCCACUUAGUGCAGAUGUUGAGAAUGAGGAAAAGACUUUCAAAAAUUUAGCCUACAAUCAACAGUUGACCAGUUCAUCUCAGUGCAAAAGUCAUGUCCCCUAUACAAAUUCUGCUGCUAACAUUGAUAUUGACAAUGAUCAAUGUGAACGAACUGCAGCUUCUGCAUCUCCUAGAAACUAUGACCAUGAAAAGGAAGUAGAAAGACAGAAAACAGUAAAUAUUGUCGGUAAAUUAACCCAAACAGAUUUAUCUACGAGUAGUAAUGAUUCUCCACAUCGCAACAAAGAUACUUAUUCAGACUCCACAUUAGAUUCAUCCAACAUUAUUCAUAGUCAUUCUGAAGUAAUACAUGAUAAAGAUAAUUUCAGUGAAGAUAUUAAUCAUGGUAUGCAGCAGAAAACAUCUUUGAAACUCGAUAAUACAUCUUCAUCCACAUGGUCUUCCUUGUCUUCCAUAUCCGAGAGAGUGAAUACUAAUGACUUUGAUGAUUCAAAUAAAAUAACAGCUAUACAACAGACAUCAAGGAAACAAAACGUUGGUAAGGAAAUAUACAAAAAUGAGCUUAUCGAAGUUGAGCAAGUUCGACAGUUGCACCCUGUAAUCAAAUGGAAAGGAAACUUAAAAUCUAUUAAGUCUCCCUCAUUACAUAAAGUAAGUAUAGUUGAAAACUCCAUAUUUGGAGAAGUGCAUAAUUCGCAAAUUGUAGUAGUCAAACCGAAUACAUCUAGUCGUCAGAAAACUACGGGAAUGGCAUAUUAUCAGAAACCAACACAUAUUCACGAUUCGUUGAUGAAAGGUGAGGAAAUUCAAGUGGUCGAGAGAAUGAAUAAACAAUUUCAAAGAAAACAAACACAAUCACCAGAAUCCUGUUCUAUUCAAGAUAUUAGUCAUGGAGAUGUAAACCACAUUGAGGAGUGUGUUACUGCCAACUUCACUGACAUUGAGGGAGAGGACGUUGGUGAAUCCAUCGGAAACAGAAAUAUUGAUGACGAUGUGGACAGUAUAGAAAUUAAAGAAUACAAUCAAAUUAAUAUUUCUCAGUAUCAAUUUCUAGUGAAAAACACAGGAAAAUCUCCAGACUUACAGAGGAGUGAAUGCAUCAGUCAUCCGUUAUACAGUGACAAUAAACAAACAAUGAAUAUGUCUUCAUUGAUAAAAAAUUUCCAGUCGACUUCUGACGAUAUUCUCCUACUUCAGAGUGAAAAGUCACAGAAGAAGAGUAAAUUAAAUGAUGCUGUCAAGAAAGAAAACAAUGAUGGCAUGUGUAGCAUUGGGCAACCGUCAGUAUUCUCACAUUUCUCAAUUUUCCGUACCACUGAACAUUGUGAGAAUUCGGUAAAACGGCUUUCAGACAAGAAAUAUCAAAAAGAUUAUGAUCAAGAGAAUACGACACAAGAAAGAGACUUAUACGAUGACAAACUGAAUUAUUUCAGUGUAGUGGAUGCAACCAUCUUUGCAGACACUGAGACAUGUAAAUUAUCUUCAAAUAUAACAAAUAAAUAUGAAGAUAGCCUGAAAAUAUUACAGUCAGAUAAAAUAAAUUUGCAAAAUGAACGCCUUCAGGAUGACAAGAGCACGACAUAUAUCAACAAAACUAAAUCAAACUUAUCGAAUAAUUCAGAGAUGGAGAAGACUCCAUUUCCAAGUAGACAGUUGAACACACUUCAUAUCAAUGUGAAUAUUGAAACGGAUGCAUUUUGGGAAAAUGAUUUCAAGCAUACACCAGUGAUGAUUAACACAUAUUUGACUACUAAAUCACAGUCGGGUAGUAGAAAUAGUGAACUUAUUCUGUAA
Messenger RNA from Trichobilharzia szidati, 2760 nucleotides. The record is from the annotation of a GenBank genome assembly. NCBI's taxonomy places the organism in Eukaryota, Metazoa, Platyhelminthes, Trematoda, Strigeidida, Schistosomatidae.